Messenger RNA from Aspergillus nidulans FGSC A4, 471 nucleotides. RefSeq names its product cytochrome c oxidase assembly protein COX16. Bases 67 to 471 code for a protein of 134 amino acids. The record is from RefSeq and is a predicted model, not a curated record. Lineage: Eukaryota; Fungi; Ascomycota; Eurotiomycetes; Eurotiales; Aspergillaceae. The transcript has 2 exons. Gene Ontology annotation, cellular component: mitochondrial membrane; mitochondrial inner membrane.
GCUCCGAUUGCAUCUCAUAUAAGGAUCCAAGAGCUGAGCUAUCUAGAAUUGGCGGGAAACAUUACCAUGCCCGCUUUUCCAUCCAAAACAUACCGACGGGCAACCACUGCCUCCUCUACGCUAGGGGAAAAGCUUGGUGAGGCAUAUCGGGCUAGACUUCCACGACAUCCAUUUCUGCUAUUCGGACUACCAUUCAUCAUGGUCAUUGUGGCUGGUUCCUUUGUUUUGACCCCGGCGACUGCUUUGAGGUACGAGAGGUACGACCGCAAAGUGAAACAAUUAAGCCAAGAGGAAGCGAUGGAUCUCGGUCUCAAAGGACCUGAUGGAGAGGAAGGAAUCAAAAGGAAUCCACGCAGGAGGAUCAUUGGCGAUGAUCGGGAAGAGUACUAUAGGCUCAUGGCGAAAGACCUCGACAGUUGGGAACAAAAACGUGUCCAGCGGUUUAAGGGUGAGCCAGAUGGAAGACUAUGA